CGAGUCCCCCUUUCUCUGGGCUUUGGCGUUGUGAGGAGACGGAGACGGAUGUCUGUCUAGAGCGAAGAACAAAAACACUCUUUAAAACUGAAUUUGUUGUAAAUGGGGGAAAUAUAUAUCCGUCGUUUUCAACAAACCUAUUCCAGCUGUUUACAUAUCAACAACUAAAAUUAUUUAACGUUAUUUAUUUUUUUUGUGAUUUUCUCAUUAACGGCUGUGUAAAAGAAAAAUGGAGUCAGCGGUUAGCCGUUACCAAGUGUUGCACAAUGAGGAUGAGCCUUCUGAAACAAGCCUUGCCGAAGAGCCUUGCACCUCAUCCCAGGCUGCUGCUGCUAGCAACCCGGUCACCAUGGCAUCAGGCAGUGAGAUUCCGCCCCCGUCUUAUGCCAGCUUGGCGUUAGGAGCUACAUCCACUCCGGAACAUGUGUUUCAAGGGGAUUUUCCCGUUCCACCCCCCUACAGUGUGGCCACAUCGCUCCCCACCUAUGAUGAAGUGGAGAAAGCCAAAGCAGCUGAAUUGGCAGCCUCAACUGGGGACAGCAUACCACGAGAUGAGGAUUUUCCUCCUCGAGAUGAUUUCAGUGAUGUUGAUCAGCUGCGUGUCGGAAACGAUGGCAUCUUUAUGCUGGCCUUCUUCAUGGCUUUCUUGUUUAACUGGAUUGGAUUCUGCUUGUCCUUCUGUCUCACUAACACCAUUGCCGGCCGUUAUGGAGCAAUUUGUGGAUUCGGCCUGUCGCUUAUCAAGUGGAUCCUCAUCGUCCGGUUUUCUGAUUAUUUCACCGGGUAUGUUAAUGGACAGUACUGGCUCUGGUGGAUAUUUCUGGUUCUGGGUCUGCUGCUGUUCUUUAAAGGUUUUGUGAACUAUUUGAAGGUGAGGAACAUGUCCGAGGCCAUCGCCAGCACACAGAGAGCUCGCUUCUUUUUCCUCUAUUAAAGGAUCACGUUCCCAAACACACCUCCUGCUGAUUUGUAACUUACUGAACCCAAAUAAGAGCAGGAAGUGGAUGCAGUGGGAAAUGACAUGGAGAAAAAGAGUGAGAGAAUGGACAAUAAGGAGCUCUUCAAAAAAAUCUGGCCCUUAUUAAAGCCACUCAAGCUUCAUCAAAUCGUCAUUUCAUCUCUGUAUCUCUGAUACAGAUGUCUUUUGCCAAAAUUCCAUAUAGUUUAAUAUUGAAGUUUGCUGUUUGGGAAAAUAUUUACUGUUGAAUGACGAUCUACAAACCGCAUGCAGUCAAUAAAAAACGAACAAAAGCCCUCGUAAAUAUGCAGCCAAGAUGUCCUAUGCAAGUUUGUUCAUUUAAAUGGAAACAGUGAUUUGUCGAUCAUUAACGCAUUUGGAAUUAAGGACCUUGGCAACUUUUAUUGCAGUAUUAACAUGUGCUUGAUUAAUUUAAUUGUUUAAAUAAUGAUAAGGUCAAACUUCAUUCUGAUGUACAAUAUUUUUGCACAUUUUUGAGAAGGUUCUGAUGUUGUUUGCUUAAUUGUAUUGAGGAGCUUGUGGGAAUUUUAUUUAACUGUGUUGUGAUUAGUUACAUGCAACAUCCAAUAAAAUGGAGAGGAUUUGAGGGGAUUUAAAAAAUCCUCAGUUCCACCUCCUGUCCAUUUCAUUGGUUCAUUUGUAACCCUGUCUACUUUAAGGAGGUUUGCAUUUAGCUAAUUAAUACUCCCAUGUUUAACUAUAGAUUAGCAUUGUUAAAAUGUUAAGACUGGAAGUGCAAUUCUCAAAUAUUGCUUUUUGCACUUUUUUGUUAUUAGAUUUUUUUUUUAUUGAUGAAAUAAUAAUGUGUAAAUUUCCUCAAACUGUGAACAGGGAUUAGAUUAGAAAUAAUGUGGGAAAUGUAAACCGCCUUAAAUGCGGUGACUGUUCGAUCAGCAAUAGUGGAUGAUAAAUAACAUAGCUCAGUGCAUGGUUAUAACACACAGCUGUGCCAUUUUAAACAAAAUAAUGAAAUAAAACUUGACAAAAUGCUUACA
Molecule: messenger RNA, 1974 nt
Organism: Hemibagrus wyckioides
Lineage: Eukaryota; Metazoa; Chordata; Actinopteri; Siluriformes; Bagridae
Gene: ndfip2
Product: Nedd4 family interacting protein 2
Exons: 8
Coding region: 230-934 (234 amino acids)
Biological process (GO): metal ion transport; positive regulation of protein ubiquitination; vacuolar transport
Cellular component (GO): Golgi apparatus; perinuclear region of cytoplasm; endoplasmic reticulum
Molecular function (GO): WW domain binding
Source: RefSeq, a predicted model, not a curated record